This is a messenger RNA of Colletotrichum phormii, 1266 nucleotides long. RefSeq lists its product as uncharacterized. The transcript is spliced from 5 exons. Gene Ontology annotation, biological process: DNA-templated transcription. Gene Ontology annotation, cellular component: nucleus. The record is from RefSeq and is a predicted model, not a curated record. The coding region runs from base 1 to 1266 and encodes 421 amino acids. Gene Ontology annotation, molecular function: zinc ion binding; DNA binding. NCBI's taxonomy places the organism in Eukaryota, Fungi, Ascomycota, Sordariomycetes, Glomerellales, Glomerellaceae.
AUGGAGGAGACGCCGUCUGCUCCGUCGGUCUUCACGCCUCUUGAACCGCUCUGGGAACAGCAGGCCUCGGCUCCGUACCCGCCAGGCGCCUUUCUCGAUCUUUCUUCCACGGAGUGGUUGAAUCAAUCUCUCCCGAGUGAAGUCCUCCAACAUCUAGGAGACGGCCACGCAAUCCAAUACGUCGUAAACGCCUACUUCACCACAAUCCACACCUGGCUCCCCAUCGUCUCCAAGAAACGCAUGAACAUGGGUGUCUCCCUCAGCCAGGGCGGGCCGGACCUGGCCAUGCUCUUCCUCGCCAUGGAGCUUAUAGCCACCCGCCCGACAGAUGUCCUUGCGGGUUCCCAGCACAUGGCAAUCUACCACGCCGCGAAACGCUUCAUGUCCCUGCUGGAGCAAAGCGGCGCCACCUCCGUCAUGGUCCUGCAAUCCAUGACACUCAUCGCAUACUUUGAGUACGCGCACGCCCUAUACCCGGCCGCGUGGAUCACCGUCGCCGCGUGCGUGCGGUAUGCCGAUUUCCUCGGUCUAUCUGGUUUUCACGAGGGGAACGUUAUCUUGGCUUCACCUACAACGUGGACGGAGCUCGAGGAGCGCUCGCGGACAUGGUGGGCCAUCAUCAGCCUCGACCGCAUCAUCUGCCUCGGCAACAAGAAGCGCUACCUCUCCCCCGAGCCGCAAGACAACGAGACGUACCCCGUAGACGACGAGGCAUGGGACGAAGGCCGCGUCGGCCGCGCAGCCCACCACAACAUCACCUCCCCGCCCCCCUCCCCACCCUCACCCUUCUCCUCCCUCUGCCGCUCCACCCUCAUCGCCGGCAAAAUAAUAACCCACGUCCGCAAAGCCACCUCGGACCGCAAACAGAACCCGCUCGCCUUGCCCGCCGACGCCAUCGCCGAGGCAAACGCCCUGUCAGAAACGCUCUUCUCGACCCUGGAAACUGAAAGGGAUGGUGAUGAUGACAUGAACAUGAACGGUAACGGUCUUCAUAACCGCCAUGAAGGGCAAAGCGGUGGCAGUGAUAUCGGAAGCGUGAGCUCGCUGAUCUUGGACGCGCUCUACGGCGCCGCGAAUACCCUCGCCUGGCUGCUGCGAGAGGAAGGGACGCUCGAGUGCGAGGACGAGAUGAACGUCAUCAAGCGGUGCUUGGAGAGGCUUAGCUCGCGGUGGAGGUUGGCGGGGGAGUAUGGGCGGAUGCUGGAGCAGCAGGAUUUUGCGAUGAUGAUGCAGGAUAAGGGGCACUCGACACUGCGGAUUAUUUGA